This is a messenger RNA of Tripterygium wilfordii, 1783 nucleotides long. Its product is annotated as purple acid phosphatase 18-like. The coding region runs from base 196 to 1506 and encodes 436 amino acids. The record is from RefSeq and is a predicted model, not a curated record. Lineage: Eukaryota; Viridiplantae; Streptophyta; Magnoliopsida; Celastrales; Celastraceae. Gene Ontology annotation, molecular function: metal ion binding; acid phosphatase activity. The transcript has 5 exons.
CUAUGACAUCAGGAGGAGCAGAUUGACAAUAUGGGACAUCCUUCACAUCCAUAGAUCAUGGAAAUGAGAAGGACAAUUCUGCCAUUCAUGUAGAACUUGACAUUCAGACGAUCCAGUGCGUUCAAACCCUUUACAGGUACCAUUUGUUCUCAUUUGCAGCAAAGCAGCAACAAAAUCAGCUAACGACCAGAAAAGAUGCUGUGGAAAUUGGUGGUAUCAGCUAUUAUUCUUUUGUUAAUUUCUGCAAUUGCCACGCCUGCAGAGGAGUACGUUAGGCCUCCACCUCGCAAAGCUCUGCACUUCCCAUGGAGUCCAAGAUCCUCCUCUGAGCCCCGGCAGGUUCACAUCUCUUUGGCUGGAGAGAAGCACAUGAGAGUAACGUGGAUAACCGAUGAUGAAUCUGCUCCAUCAACUGUCGAAUAUGGAACUUCACCAGGGAGAUACAAUUUUGUAGCUGGAGGAGAAAGCACUUCCUAUAGUUAUUUUUUCUAUGAAUCAGGAAAGAUACACCACACUGUCCUUGGGCCUCUGGAGCCAAACACAGUUUACUUUUAUCGUUGUGGAGGGAAAGGUCCUGAAUUCCAGCUCAAAACCCCUCCAGCUCAGUUCCCAAUCACUUUUGCUGUGGCGGGGGAUUUGGGUCAAAGUGGUUGGACCAAAUCGACGCUGGACCACAUAAACCAAUGUAAAUAUGAUUUGCAUUUACUUCCUGGGGACCUUUCAUAUGCUGAUUACAUGCAGCAAAAAUGGGACACAUUUGGUGAGCUGGUGCAGCCACUUGCAAGUGCAAGGCCAUGGAUGGUAACAGAAGGAAACCAUGAAGAGGAGAGUAUACCAUUACUAAAGGAUGGAUUUGCGUCGUAUAAUGCUAGAUGGAAGAUGCCAUUUAAGGAGAGUGGAUCAAAUUCAAAUCUUUAUUAUUCUUUUGAGGUUGCAGGGGCUCAUAUUAUCAUGCUUGGUUCAUAUGCAGACUAUGAUGAGUACUCAGAACAAUAUAGCUGGCUCAAGGCUGAUCUUGCAAAGGUGGACAGGAAGAAGACUCCUUGGCUAGUAGUUCUAUUUCAUGUUCCAUGGUACAACAGUAACAAGGCUCAUCAAGGUGAAGGGGACAGAAUGAUGGCAGCCAUGGAGCCAUUGCUACAUGCGUCUAGUGUUGAUAUAAUGCUCGCUGGCCAUGUGCAUGCUUAUGAACGCUCGAAACGUGUCAAUAAUGGAAGACCCGAUCCUUGCGGUGCUGUCCACAUAACCAUAGGUGAUGGAGGAAACAGAGAAGGUCUAGCGCACAAGUAUGCUAACCCACAACCAGAGUGGUCAGAAUUCCGCGAAGCAAGUUUUGGUCAUGGCGAGCUUAAGAUAGUGAAUGCAAGUCAUGCGUUCUGGAGCUGGCACAGGAAUGAUGAUGAUGAACCCGUAAAAUCUGAUGCCAUCUGGAUAACCUCUUUGGUCAGUUCAGGAUGUGUUGCUGAAAAGAGUCCUGAAUUGAGGAAGAUACUGAUGGGACCUUAGACCUGAAACAUCUUCAGACGGUGCUUUACCGAAUUGAGAUAAUGUUAUAUGUGAGACAAUGUUAUAUGUGAGAUAAUAGUAUGUAAAUAUGAUUGAGCAACUUUAGUAAUGUUGAUGCCAUGAAUUUGUGAAUCACUUCGGCCCCUUUUGUGUUUGUCAAUGCCAAAUAGAAGAAUCUAGCUGUUCGAUGAUUGAUGGCAAAGGCUAGAUGUACCAUAUGCAUAGUUGCUACUAUGGUUUUCUUUUUAUUAUGAAUCCAACUUAAUUGUGUCUGAGG